This is a messenger RNA of Caenorhabditis sp. 36 PRJEB53466, 1700 nucleotides long. The record is from the annotation of a GenBank genome assembly. Lineage: Eukaryota; Metazoa; Nematoda; Chromadorea; Rhabditida; Rhabditidae.
AUGAACGAGUUCCGAAAGAUUGUCUUACCCAAAAAGACGGAGGCAAAAUCUGGUUACAGUUGGGCAACUCACUUGCGCAAUUUCGAGAAUGGAAGAGAGAAUUUCAUUCCGGUGGAUGCAUUCAACAAAAACCUUCCCUUCAGUUUCAAUGAUGCUCUGAAAGAAGGCGUCGUCGUUAGUUUAUUCGAUGUCGACCUUUUUCAGUAGUUAAUAUAUUUUCAGUUUGAAAUAGCAAUCCACGACUACGACAAAGUCUCUGAGAAUGUGGAAGUGCGGUGGUUCGCGAGAGUGGACAAAGUGUGCGGCUACAGGGUUCUCGCGCAGUUCCUCGGCUGCGACACUAAAUUCUGGAUCAAUUUCCUCUCCGAGGAAGUGUACAGUCUGGCCCAGUGAGCUUUUUUUUCAGAAAUUUGUAUAAAUGUUAACUUUUUUCAAGUGCGGCUCGGGUUCUUUCGACUACCAUCAAACACGUUUACUCCCCGCCACUGUCUGUGAGCAUUGAAUACGCGCAAGAUAUGAAGAACUUUGUUGCUGUGAGUUCUUUAUAAUUCCCUCACUUUUAUCUACAUAAUUUUUUGUCAGAAUUGUAUAGAAGGAGAAAUGGUUGGACAAACCGCUCUGAGCCCGAGUUUCGACAUAAACAAGGCGACUUUGCAAAGUCCAAAGUUCCGCGUCGGCCAACGCAUCGAACUGCUAAACUACACACUGUCGACGGAAAUCCGCGUGGCGCGAAUUCAAAAGAUUUGCGGUCGUCGGCUCAAUGUGCUCGUCUGCAAGAGAGACUACGGCAAAAUGUACCCGAACAGUACGGACGAUCGCCAACUUCAAAGUUCCAAAGAGGCUCAGUAUUGGAUCGAUGAAGCCAGCUUCUUCAUCUUUCCUGUUGGAUUUGCUGCCGUCAAUGGAUACAACCUGUUUGCAAACGCGGAUUAUAAAGAGCACACUCGGAAAAUAGCCGAAUGCAUCGCGAACAACAGACCCCCAGUCUACGAUAGAGAUGACGUCACAUUCGAUGAUCUGCGGAAGGAGCCACUUGAUCCAGAACUGUGGAGUCGAGUGAAAGUCGGACAAAAGUUUGAGCUGAUUGACCCGCUAGCUCAAAGCUUCAAAAACAUGCAUGUUGCUUCUAUUCUCAAAUUUUGCAAAACUGAUGGAUACAUGAUAGUUGGUAUGGACGGUCCGGACGCCCUUGAAGAAAGCUUCCCCAUUCACGUGAACAACAUGUUCAUGUUCCCAGUUGGGUAUGCCGAGAAGAAUAACGUUAAAUUAGAAGCUCCCGAGGGAUUCAAAGGGAUAUUCAAAUGGAACAAAUAUCUUCGAGAUGAAGGCGCCGAAAGUAUGCCGAUUGAGUUGUUCAAUCCUAUGCCGUCUACCGAGAGACUCAACAAAUUCCAGGUAAUUGACCGCUUGAAACCUUUUUCAUUUUCGAUUUUCAGGUUGGAAUGCGACUGGAAGCCGCUGACAUGUGUGAGAAUCAUUUCAUUUGUCCAGCAACUAUCAGUUCUAUGCAUGGCAGGGUCAUUAAUGUCAAUUUCGAUGGCUGGGACUCGGAAUUCGACGAAAUGUACGACGUUGAGUGAGUCAUUUCCUCGAGACGAUCUUUCCCAUUUCAUUGAAACUUUUUCAGCUCUCAUGACAUUUUCCCCAUCGGCUGGUGCGAAUUACACAAUUACACGCUUCAGUAUCCGCGAAGAAGCUGA